This is a messenger RNA of Drosophila biarmipes, 1209 nucleotides long. Its product is annotated as kynurenine formamidase. Bases 279 to 1181 code for a protein of 300 amino acids. Lineage: Eukaryota; Metazoa; Arthropoda; Insecta; Diptera; Drosophilidae. The transcript has 2 exons. The record is from RefSeq and is a predicted model, not a curated record.
CCAAAGAUCGCCUUAUCGCUAAACCCCUGGUGCUCAGUGCUGCACAGACCAAUUCUUUCCCAAAUGUUUGUUCAAAAGCUCAAUUAUACGUUAAAAGCUAACGGUUUUCUGUGGCAAUCCGGUUUGACUUGUUCUAACAAUUGAGCUUAAUAUUGCAUUACACUUGACCGCAAGACGCAGUUCCCAAGCCACUGGUUGCAGCCCAGUUUGAGUACAAGAUACUUUGCCUUUCUAAUCUCAGAAGGGAAGAGCCAGUGUUUUUCUAUUUCUUAUCAGAAAUGUACAAUCCGAAGUGCAAAGAUCUCGACCGGGAGUACUUUCCAAGCUAUUUUACCACAAGAUUCCAAGAUGAACCGGAACCAAACCUGGCGGUCCUAGAGCACUUCGUUCGGGUGACCAAGCAGCAUGAAAGGGACUUGACCGCCAAGCAGGGCAUCAGUGUGGACCACAUGCGCUAUGGAGCAGGUCGUCGGUUGGUGGACGUGUUCUACAACGAGAAGACGCCCAACCAGGCGCCGCUCUUCGUCUUCGUGCACGGCGGCUACUGGCAGGAGAUGGACAUGAGCACGUCCUGCUCCAUCGUGGGUCCUCUGGUGCGGCGGGGCUACCGCGUGGCCGUCAUGGACUACAACCUGUGCCCCGACGUCAACCUGGAGACGCUGAUGCUGCAGUUCACCGACUUCCUCAACUGGAUCUUCGACUACGCCGAGAUGACCAAUGUGCUGGAGAUCACCUUCGCCGGUCACUCGGCCGGCGCCCACUUGCUGGCCCAGAUCCUCAAGCACCAGGACAUGAUCAACCCGCAAAGGAGCAAGAUGGUCUGGGCCUUGGUCUUCCUGUGCGGCGUCUACGAUCUGCGGGAGCUGUACUCCCUCGAAUCGGUGAACCCGAAGAACAUUCUGGGACUCACCCAGCGCAAUGUGGAGGCCGUGUCGCCCAUGCUGUGGGAGUACACCGACGUGGCCAUUUGGAACUCCACCAAGAUCUACGUGGUGGCCGCGGAGCACGACAGCCCCACAUUCAUCGAGCAGGGUCGCCGCUUCUCCGACGUGUUAAAAAAGAGUGGAUUCAAGUCCAGCUUCAAGCUCUUUCAAAAAUACGACCACUUCGAUAUCAUCGAAGAGACGUCCGUCGACGAAUCGGAUAUAUCAAAGUUCCUGCGCAACAUUCGGAUUGAAUAAACUAGGCAGAGCCCCGAUUUCAGUUAAA